AUGUGUCAGUUCAAAGGUAAAAUUUUACUAGAUUCAUUUCCAGAUGAGGAUGUUGAUGUUGAAGCUGGGACACACACACUUGUGGCAAGAUAUGACGUUUUACCUGUAUUAGCGGAGGAAAUCAAAGUGCCACUUGUUACUAUAUGCGGAAGCCGAAUGAUUGUAAACAUUUUCAUAUGUGUUACUGAAGGCAGAAUCCGACCAAUUGUUGCUAUCCUGAUCGACUUCACUAGUUGUCGAACGUCAAUUGUAUGUGGAAGCAUUAUAUUGUCAGUGACCUUCCUUGUCAGUUCUUUCAUUGAUGAUAUUAACUAUCUUAUACUCACUCUGGGAAUUUGUGGAGGUGCCGCAAACUCCAUGAUUUCAACUCCUUUCAGUAUAGUUCUGGGUUACUAUUUUGAAAAGCGCAGGAACCUUGUUAUCGCCCUGUCAAUUUCUGUUGUUGGCCUUGGAAUGUUUAUCGCUACCCCUUUGUCUGUAUAUCUGCUACAAAAUGAUGGCCUAAAGGGUACAUUUAUAAUUGUUGGUGCAUUUAAUGCUCACAUUUGUAUUUGUGGUGUAAUUUGUAGACCUUCAAAUGAAGAAAUUGCCAUUCAGAAACAGAAGAAAAAUAUACCUGGAAGAGAUUCAAAUGGAGAAAUCCAGCAACGAAGCGUCAAAGUUACCGAUAAAAUCAGCAAUUGCUUUAAACGCAUCAACACAAAUCUCUUGAGAAAUGUACCGUUCAUGUUAUUCUUGUUAAGUACGGCUACAUGGAAUUUCACGGAAUCAGUAUGUUUGCUGCAUUUACCAAAUUACAUGUCUAGUAAAGGCCAUUCGGAGGGCUCAAUCAGUAUCCUUAUGAUAAUUUAUGGAGUGAGUAAUACAGUAGGACGAUUCUUAUCUGCAUUAACUACUGAGACAGCAGCUGGUUUUGAUACUUUGAAGGUUCAUAUAGUGACGUUAGCUUUAGCCGGUGUCGUGACCUUGACUUUUCGCCUAUACAGUGACUUUGAUAACGCCGUUUAUGUUUAUGCAGCAUGUUCUGCUAUAUUUACUGGAUUUCCAAAUUCUGUUAUGUCAUCAAUCACUAUUCGUCUCGUCGGGUUGAAGGAUUUUUCUACAGGGCAUGGAAUGGAGCUUUUCUUCUGUGGUAUAGGCAUCUUGACAGGACCACCUCUAGCAGGUUAUAUAUUUGAGAUGACGAAAUCAUAUGAGAACAGUUUUCUACUAUCAGGGUCGGUGAUAAUGGCUGGAAGCUUUCUAGCGAUUCUAUCAUCUUUGUUGGCACCAGGAAAGGUUACUGGCGGUGUUGAGACAAACCUUGGUCCCGGCAUGAAGAUUGGUAGCUUAACCGAUAUUCGUAGUGUUGUAACUCCAUCGGGCGAGGGAUGCGCAGGUAGUCUGCCUGGGCAACAGGAACGUAAAAAUGAUAUAAUGGAGUCAGUGAUGUAGAUUUUAUGACAGCCGCUACAAGUUUAUUUACGUUUAAAGUGGUGAUAAUAGCGACUCUGUACAACUGUUUACAAAACGCCUUUUUAUUUUCUUUGAAGUGAUCAUAAUUUGGGGAGGGGAUAAACAGAUAUGUCACCAUGUCUGAAAUAUAAGUUUUUUACAUUUUGUAUUUUUUGUAUUUUGUUUGUUUGUUUUUUUAUUUUAUUGCU
Molecule: messenger RNA, 1643 nt
Organism: Ruditapes philippinarum (Manila clam)
Lineage: Eukaryota; Metazoa; Mollusca; Bivalvia; Venerida; Veneridae
Product: monocarboxylate transporter 12-like
Exons: 6
Coding region: 1-1434 (477 amino acids)
Biological process (GO): monocarboxylic acid transport; transmembrane transport
Molecular function (GO): monocarboxylic acid transmembrane transporter activity
Source: RefSeq, a predicted model, not a curated record